Coregonus clupeaformis (lake whitefish) is the source of this 3528-nucleotide messenger RNA. RefSeq names its product ribosomal protein S6 kinase alpha-2-like. The transcript is spliced from 21 exons. Gene Ontology annotation, molecular function: ribosomal protein S6 kinase activity; ATP binding; magnesium ion binding. Gene Ontology annotation, biological process: intracellular signal transduction; protein phosphorylation. The coding region runs from base 272 to 2476 and encodes 734 amino acids. Lineage: Eukaryota; Metazoa; Chordata; Actinopteri; Salmoniformes; Salmonidae. The record is from RefSeq and is a predicted model, not a curated record.
GCUGAGGACCGUAAUCGCCAGAAUCACUGCUGCUUGGAUGGCACUGUCAAAUCGAAGCAUUGCGUUGUAGCAAGGAAGGUCGGACACUGCAGUGGUGUCAACUGUGACCAAAUCGCUUGUUUUCCUGGUGGCUGUUUAUCUGCCAUAUAGGAAGUGGAUUAGAAGAGAGUGACUGGGAGGAAACUAAAUCCUUCCUAUUGUUGUGUACUGAUCUGGAUUUAGGUGUUGAGCAAAGACAAACUGCCAGUGCAGAUCUGAAGCGGGGCACACAAUGGACACGAACAUGCGGAAAUUUACAGUUAGGAGAUGGUUUUCCGUCUACCUUCAGAAAAAGUCACGGUCCAAAAGCUCAAACCUCUGCAGAUUAGAGGACGAUGGCAUCCUGAAAGAGAUCGACAUCAGCCAGCACACCAAAGAGGGCUUUGAAAAGGCAGACCCCUCCCAGUUUGAGCUGCUGAAAGUGCUAGGCCAAGGUUCCUAUGGAAAGGUGUUCCUGGUGAGAAAAAUCAAAGGCUCUGACAGAGGACAGCUUUAUGCCAUGAAAGUGUUAAGGAAAGCAACGCUAAAAGUCCGGGAUCGGGUGCGGUCCAAAAUGGAGAGAGACAUUCUGGCUGAAGUCAACCACCCCUUCAUAGUCAAACUCCAUUAUGCCUUUCAGACGGAGGGGAAGCUGUAUCUGAUUCUAGACUUCCUCCGAGGCGGAGACCUCUUCACACGGCUUUCCAAAGAGGUGAUGUUUACUGAAGAGGAUGUGAAGUUCUAUCUGGCUGAGCUGGCCUUGGCCUUAGAUCACCUUCACAGUCUGGGCAUCAUCUACAGAGACCUCAAACCAGAGAAUAUUCUUCUUGAUGAGGAGGGCCACAUCAAGAUAACAGAUUUCGGGCUGAGUAAAGAGGCAAUAGACCAUGACAAGCGAGCGUACUCCUUCUGCGGGACGAUAGAGUAUAUGGCCCCUGAGGUGGUCAACAGAAGAGGACAUACACAGAGUGCUGACUGGUGGUCGUUUGGUGUCUUAAUGUUUGAAAUGCUGACAGGAUCUCUACCAUUUCAAGGCAAAGAUCGCAAGGAAACAAUGGCCCUCAUACUAAAGGCAAAACUUGGCAUGCCGCAAUUCUUAAGCCCAGAGGUGCAAAGUUUAAUACGGGCCCUCUUCAAAAGAAAUCCUACCAAUAGAUUAGGUGCUGGACCAGAUGGAGUUGAGGAGAUUAAAAGGCAUAAUUUCUUUGGAAAUAUAGAUUGGAAUAAACUUUACAGAAGAGAGAUCAAGCCUCCAUUCAAACCAGCAGUGGGCAGGCCAGAAGACACCUUCCACUUUGACCCUGAAUUCACCUCCCGCACACCAACAGACUCGCCGGGCAUCCCUCCCAGUGCCAACACACACCAGCUCUUCAGAGGGUUCAGCUUUGUGGCCACAAAUCUGGACCAGGAGCAGUCCAUUGCUGAAAUACGGCAGAACUCAACUGUCAACACUAUUGUCCAACAACUUCAUGGGACCAACAUCCAUUUCACUGAUGGGUAUGAGAUGAAGGAGGAUGUGGGCUUGGGGGCGUACUCCGUCUGCAAACGCUGCAUCCACAAAAUCACCAGUGUUGAAUAUGCUGUCAAAAUCAUCGACAGAGCUAAAAAAGAUCCAUCUGAGGAAAUUGAGAUUCUGUUGAGAUAUGGGCAUCAUCCAAACAUUAUCACGCUGAAGGAUGUCUAUGACGAUGGGAAGUAUGUGUACCUUGUGAUGGAGCUGAUGAGAGGUGGAGAGCUGCUGGACAGAAUCCUCCAUCAGAAGAGUUUCUCUGAGCGAGAGACCUCUGCUGUUCUCUGCACUAUUACCAAGACAAUGGAGUACCUUCACUCACAGGGGGUUGUACAUCGUGACCUGAAACCAAGCAACAUCCUCUAUGUGGAUGAAACGGGAGAUCCGGAAUCGAUCCGAAUAUGUGAUUUUGGGUUCGCCAAACAAUUAAGGGCAGAAAACGGUCUUCUCAUGACGCCCUGUUACACAGCUAACUUUGUGGCUCCAGAGGUCCUGAAGAAGCAGGGGUAUGAUGCUGCUUGUGACAUCUGGAGUUUGGGAAUCCUACUCUACACUAUGCUCGCAGGCUUCACCCCUUUUGCCAAUGGUCCUGAUGACACCCCGGAGGAAAUACUGGCUCGCAUUGGUAGCGGAAAAUAUGCCCUCAUCGGAGGAAACUGGGAUACGGUUUCUAAUGCUGCAAAGGACAUUGUGACUAAGAUGCUCCAUGUGGAUCCACACCAACGGCUGACGGCCCCCCAGGUUCUCAGACACCAGUGGAUAGUCAACCGAGAACAGCUGUCUCAGAGUCAGCUCAUCAGACAGGAUAUACAGCUUGUGAAGGGAGCAAUGGCUGCAACAUACUUGGCUUUGAAUCGUUCGCCUCUGGCUCCAAAGCUGGAGCCUGUGCAGUGUUCAAGUUUGGCGCAGAGAAGAGGAAUGAAGAGACUCACAUCCACUUGUUUAUAGCACCGUCAUAGAUGAUUCAGGGAAAGAGCUUGAAAAGGGGUCAAAGUGCAAUGACUCAUCAGAAACUGGUUUAAGUGCCCGUCCAAAGUACCAGGAAGUCUACAGUAGUGGGAGCAAGGAGAAGCAACUUAUCAGAAGAAGAAAAAAAUUGCGGGGGAGAAGAUGCAUCAGGUUGUUGCACUAAGAAAUACAUCUUUACGGAUUUUAGAUGCACAAGAAACAAAUGGUGGCAUCAAAGACAAACCUGAAUGAUGUUCAAAUGUUCAUUGGUAUUGAAGAAAUGUAAUGUUCAUAUUUUAUUCAUUCAUAUUUGCCUUUUCCUUUAGGUGCCAUCUGCUACUGUUUAAUUAUUUGACACCUUUGUAUUAUGUAGAGUAUGUUUCAUAUUAUAUUAUCUAGGAUACCAAGUAAUCUUAUACAACCUGGAGUUGACACUAUCAUAAAGGCUGUAACAGAGAAGUUGAGAACAGUUUAUAACUACAUGAUGACAAUUUUACGGGAUUUUAUCAACAUCAGACAACAUCUGUAUUUUUCCCUGUGACAUGUUGGAAUGUUACUUUUAUAGGUCUUCAUUUGGGAGAAUAAUUGCUGACAGAUUGUUGGCAGUGUAAAUGUUCAGUUACAGCUGCUAAGGAUACGUUGGUACAUUUUGUAACAAUCCAGAAAUCCACAGGUAGAAGUAGACAUUUAAAAUACUGAAAUAGCUGAAUGAGCACAAAUAUUAGAUGUAUGCAUCUGUCUUUGAUUUUCAGGUUGAUUCAUAAGGUUAGACAUACUGUAGUGUACAAUAUUUAUUUUCUGUAGAUCAAAAAUGCAAUACGCUAUUGUUUAAAAAAAUCUAGUGAGCAUUAUGUUGGAUGUUUGUUUUUGGAGGGUUUACUGAAAACAGACCCAUUUAUAAAUUAUAAAUGCAAGUUAUAUUUAUUUUAAAUGUGACUUAUUUAAGUUAUUUGAUCAAACAAAUGUAUUUGUUUCUACAUUAUCCAUUAUUAAUGUCUAUUUAUUUUAUUGUUAAUACACAACAGAUUGAAGUGUUUUAUACCUGAAGUGUU